AUGGAAAAGAGCUUUGAUAAUAAGUUAAAAAAUGAUAAACUAGAAAAAUUUAAGAGUAUCUUAGAAGAAAAGUCUCGAAGACUUAAGGAUGAUUUCCUUUUUAGAGAUAUUUCUAAAAAAUGGGAUUAUAAUGAAAAUGAAACAAACGUAUUAAAAUAUUUUGUAAAUCUUUCUUUGGAAGAUACGAAAACCAUUGAAGAAAUUCACAAAGAAUGGCGUGUCUUCAACAAAGAAGUUGAUGAAAAGACAAGAGAAACAUUGCUUGAAGUAUUAGAAUAA
Messenger RNA from Entrophospora sp. SA101, 279 nucleotides. The record is from the annotation of a GenBank genome assembly. Lineage: Eukaryota; Fungi; Glomeromycota; Glomeromycetes; Entrophosporales; Entrophosporaceae.